GUGGCGGGGGAGGAAGAGGAGGAGGAGGAGUGUAUGGACUGAACCCAUGACGAGUGCAGGCUGAGAAGAGGGGAAUACCGACAGACAGGUGCAGCAGUGAAAAGAGGAGAGAGCAUCUUCUGUCUUCUAUCUUCAGCCACAGCCAGACAGCCACGGAUCAUGGCGAACGCCACAGCUACCGUACCCCCCUCCCUCCCCGAGGCCAUCCCCAUGUCCCACGUUUCCCUGCAGGUACAGGAAGUCUACCCCUUCCACGACGGUUGGAACGUCGCCUGCUUCGUCAUCCUCCUGCUCUUCAUCCUCACCGUUCUGUCCCUGGCCGCUCUGGCCGUUCUCUACGAGUUACUGGACUGCGGCUGCUGCGCCAAAGGGAAAACGCGCCACCAGUUGCAGCAAGAAAGGUCGGGAAGCUGCAGCAAUCUCAUGACGAGAACAUGCAAGGAGCUGGAGAGCCACACGGAGGUGGUAUAGCAGCAGCACAGACAAAGGAAAAUGGAAGAGUUUGGGGUUGGGAUGCCCAAUUUAUUGCCAAAACAAGCACCCCUGAUACCAUAGACUGUCUAUUUGCAUGCAUCCAAUUCAGAGGCAAAGAAAAAAAUGAAUCAAUGUUCCAGAGUAUUCUGUACACAGAAACGUUUGCCGAGUUAGGGCUUUAAAGACUCAUGUCAUCUUUGUUUAGUUUUGUGUUUUUUUGCCGUUCUUCUAUGGUAAACACACAGUCGUGAAUUUGUAGACACAAUAAAGGUUUUCGUUUGGCUUCCCACAAACCCGAUAAAAGUUGAUGGAAAUCUUUUCUUUUGGGUUAAAAACAUUGUGGUAUGAUAAAAAAGAAUUGUUAUAAAUAAACAUGAUUCAUUUAAAUGGAUGUUAAGGCGAGCCGAAAGUUGUAAUUGUUUGUAGUGGAUGUAUAGAAAUCAGCUGCCACUCUCAUGUUACCAGGUGGAAAAUCUGACAUUUCUGAAACUUUUUUAACAGAUGAAGACGUUUAUUUUCCAAAAGCAACUAAAUGAAGUGAUAAAAUCUAGCGUUGGACGGCUGUUGGUCAAUGUGGUAUGUUGGCAUUUUCAUGAAGACAAACAUAAAAAGACUAAAGAAAAUCAAUAAAAAUGAGAUCUAACAAAA
Molecule: messenger RNA, 1122 nt
Organism: Oryzias latipes (Japanese medaka)
Lineage: Eukaryota; Metazoa; Chordata; Actinopteri; Beloniformes; Adrianichthyidae
Gene: smim18
Product: small integral membrane protein 18
Source: RefSeq, a predicted model, not a curated record